AUGAGUAAUAAACAUAAUAAUUACAAAAGUUCAUCGCAUUCUCGUCAAUCAGAUGAUGAUCGAAAUCGUAUGAGUAGUUCAACUCAAAUUCCAUCACGUACAGUUAUUUAUGAAGAACCAUCAUCAACAUCAAAUAAAACAUUAAAAUCAUCGGUUCGUCAAGUUAGUCAAAAAUCAUUUUAUAAUACAUCAACAACAAAUAAAUCUUCUCAUUCAAAACCAAUAACUAUAACAAGUGAAAAACAAUCCGGAACUUUUAAUAGUGAUUUAUAUCAUUCAGAAAUAGUUGAUGAUGAUGAUGAAGAUGAUGAUGAUAAUGAAAAAGAAGAAGGUGAAAUGGAUUAUUUACCUAAUAAUCAACAACAAGAUAUUAAUAAAAAAACACAUAAACGAAAUUCAAGUGAUGAAGAACGAUCAAAACGUCGUCAUUCAUCAAGUGGAUCAUCAAUAUCCGAUGAUAAUUUUGAUGAAGAUUCAUUAAAACAUAGACGAAAAGAAUAUCGAAGAAGAAAUUCAUCUCAAGAACAAAGAUCACCAUCAGAAGAAGGUGAAGAAGCAGAAUCAAUAUCUGAUGCAAGUGAUGAUCAUCAUUCAAAAGAAGAACAUCAAUCAGUCACAACAACUGAAGAAGAUAAAGAUAAAAAAGGACAAAGAGUUAAUUCAUCAACAGAUGAUCAUUCUCAAGAUGAUGAUGAACCUGAAGAAGGUGAAGAAGAACCAGCACCACCUGCACCACCUCGAAGUCGUUUUGAUGAUCAGGAUGAUGACGAUGAUGACAUUCAAGAAGAUGAAGAAGAACGUGAAGAAGACGAUGAAAAUGGAAGUGAUCGACGUCGUCAUCAUCGUCGCCAUCGUCGCCAUCGUCAUCAUCAAAAACGAUCAAGACGUCAUUCAUCAUCAACUCCAGCUUCAUCUUCAUCAAAAUCUGCUAUGACACCACCCAUUUCUAAUAAUUCUAUAUUUGAAAAAGAAUUAAUUGAUGAAAAACCAAAAUUACCUAAUUAUUAUCCAUCUAUUCAAGGUUGUCGUCGAGUUGAUGAAUAUUUAUGUUUAAAUAGAAUUGAAGAAGGAGCUUAUGGAGUUGUUUUUCGUGCCAAAGAUAAAAAAACAGGAGAAAUAGUUGCAUUAAAACGAUUAAAAAUGGAAAAAGAAAAAGAAGGUUUUCCAAUAACAUCAUUAAGAGAAAUUUGUUGUAUUCUUAAAUCUCAACAUCAAAAUGUUUGUACUGUUAGAGAAAUAGUUGUUGGUGAUGAUAUGAAUCGAAUCUAUAUUGUAAUGGAUUAUGUUGAACAUGAUUUAAAAAGUUUAAUGACACAUACAAUGAAAAAACCAUUUUCAAUUGGUGAAGUUAAGACAUUAAUGUAUCAAUUAUUAGCUGGUGUUAAUCAUUUACAUGAUAAUUGGAUUAUACAUAGAGAUUUAAAAACAUCAAAUCUUCUUCUUAGUAAUAAAGGAAUUUUGAAAAUUGGUGAUUUUGGUCUUGCACGUGAAUAUGGUUCACCAUUAAAACCGUACACACCUAUCGUUGUUACUUUGUGGUAUCGAGCACCGGAAUUAUUACUUGGAGAUAAACAAUAUUCUACACCAAUUGAUAUGUGGAGUGUUGGAGCAAUAUUUGGUGAAUUAUUAUUAAUGAAACCAUUAUUUCCUGGUAAAUCUGAAUUAGAUCAAUUAAAUCGUAUAUUUAAAGAUUUGGGUACACCUAAUGAAAAAAUUUGGCCGGAAUAUAAUACACUUCCAUAUACAAAAAAAAUGACUUUUUCUAAUUAUCCAUAUAAUCGAUUACGAGCCAGAUUUGAUGCUUCUUUAUCGGAAAAAGGUUUUGAUCUUCUUAAUAAAUUUUUAACUUAUGAUCCAAGCAAACGAAUUUCAGCAAUAAAUGCAUUAAAACAUGGAUAUUUUGAAGAAAGUCCUCGUCGAAUAGAUCCAUCAAUGUUUCCAACAUGGCCAUCAAGAAAUGAAGAAAAAGAAAAAGCAACUCGAGGAGGUAUUCAACGUUUACCUGGAUCAAGUACAGCCACAGUACAAGAUGAACCUAAACCACCAUCAGCCGGAAAAAUGUAUGAAAAACUAUUAGGUGGUGGUGAUGAUGAUUCAUAUUCAAUGGAUCAAUUAUUACCUCCAGCUCCUGGAUUUCAACUUCGAGGUUAA
This is a messenger RNA of Rotaria sp. Silwood2, 2151 nucleotides long. Lineage: Eukaryota; Metazoa; Rotifera; Eurotatoria; Philodinida; Philodinidae. The record is from the annotation of a GenBank genome assembly.